GAGUCUGUUUCUGUGAAAGAGGAAACGACUGCGGGCUAGAGGCGGGAGCAACUCCACACGGCUCUGUUUUUUUCGUGAAGCAGUAUAUUCUUCUUGUUUGAAAUCAGCUGCCUUGAGCUGGGGGCCAGCAGGAAAGACCUGAACUGACCCCCGCGUUUCCAUUCUGAAGUGAGCUACCUGGUGGGUUUUUCCUGUGCCCUCCAUGCCUUUGAGAAACUUGCUUCCAUGACUGAUGGGAGGAUGAAAGGAUAUUUGGACCAGCAAGUGCCUUACACUUCUGCACAGAAACCAACAGGGAAUGGAACUAUGGACAGCAAAGCUGUGAUGGCUUCACGGAGGAAAUCCAUGGACCCAGGCGUUCCCCAUGUUCCAGAUUCAGAAGAUCUCUUCCUUGAUCUAAACCAGUUCCAGGAAACAUGGCUGACUGAAGCACAGGUUCCAGACAGUGACGAGCAAUUUGUGCCUGACUUCCAUUCAGAGAACUUAGCCCUUCACAGUCCUCCAGCUAAGAUAAAAAAGGAACCACAAAGCCCAUGUGUGGAUGCUUCCAGUUCCUGCAGACACAGACAGCCUUUUCAUUACCAACCCAGGGAGCAAUGCUUAUAUGCCAGGCAAGAUUCAAACAAUGUGAGCCACCAUGGCCCAUUCCAGACAGCCCCUGGCCAGGCAUACUGUAUGGAACACAGUUCCUUGUACCAGCUGCAUGCUGAGGCCAGCCAGUCCUUCUCUGCACCUCAAGGCUUGGUAUCAGAUAGUCCUUCCAUUUAUCAGCGCCCAUGGUCUGCCCCAUGUCUGCCGUAUCCCUCUCAGGGCUUCAAGCAGGAAUUCCACGACCCCACGUAUGAACAAGUGAAUACACUGGGAGACAUAGACAGUUCCCGGUAUGCAACUGGCAUGGUGAUAAAACAGGAGCAGAUGGACUAUGCUUUUGACACAGAUGUGGCAAGCUGCCAUUCAAUGUAUAUGAAUGCAGAAGGAUUACCAAAUUGUUCCAGUUCUGAAGGGAUAUUAGGCUAUGGUUAUGAGAGGCAAAUGCGACCAUUUGCAGAAGAUGCUUGUGUUGUUCCUGAGAGGUUUGAAGGGGAUAUUAAGCAAGAAGGAAGUGGAUACCGUGAGGGCCCGCCGUAUCAACGGCGUGGAUCUCUGCAGCUUUGGCAGUUCCUAGUGACUUUGCUGGAUGAUCCAAGCAACUCUCAUUUUAUUGCCUGGACUGGUCGAGGGAUGGAAUUCAAACUCAUUGAACCAGAAGAGGUGGCACGACUUUGGGGCAUUCAGAAGAAUCGUCCAGCUAUGAACUAUGAUAAGUUGAGUCGCUCUCUUCGCUACUAUUAUGAAAAAGGCAUUAUGCAAAAGGUGGCGGGUGAGCGUUACGUGUACAAGUUUGUCUGUGAGCCUGAAGUGCUGUUCUCCCUUGCUUUUCCUGACAAUCAGCGUCCAUCUCUGAAGGUUGAAUUGGAGUGGCAUGUCAGCGAGGAAGACACAGUGCCUCUGUCCCACUUGGAUGAAAAUGCUGCCUACCUGCCAGAUCUGGGAGGUGUCCAGCCUUAUGGGAAAAGCUGCACAUACUAGAUAACAGUAGAAUGGACAAAUCACAUAGGGGCAAGUUGUAUGUAUGUAUCUGUAUAUAUAUAUAAAAAAUCUGCUGUGAAUUCUGCAUGGCAUCAAGAAAAUCAUCCGGACAGUAAAUGCUUAGCUCCAUCCAGUUGCCCUGACUCCACCCUGAAUUAAGGGAUUAAAGGGUCAUAAAAAGGGAGGUUUUUUUCUCGGUUACCAAUAUAGAAUGUCGCCUUGGCUCUUGGAAGCAAAAUCAGAAACCUUGGAAGAAAGGCAGUGGGGUCUGCCACUUUGAGAGCAAAGUUUGGAUUUGGGUUCAAAUCCUGACUUAGUCAGAGACUCCUUAAAUGAAUGUGGGGCAAUUUUUUCAGGCUUUUUCUCAAGGAGGGGCAACCUACCUCACAGGGAUGUUGUGAGGACAAAUAAGAUAAAAAUUGUAAAGUGCUUUGUAUAUUUGCCUUUUUAUUUUAAGGGAUAUCUUGGUUCAAAAAUAACUAAACAAAACCUAAACAAGGAAAGGCAAGGUCUUUCUAGUUUUAAAUAGAGUUUUUCCCUUGCUUGGGAGAGAUGGAAUAUAUAUACUCCAAACUCAAAAUAAUUUCUUGGCAGCUGGAUGAUUGAUUGUUCUAUUCUUUUGCAGAGGAUAAAUAAUAUAUGCAACAGAGAGAGAGGCUUACCCAUCAUGAUGCCAAGUGCUCAAGAGAGAAGAGUUAGCAAAGAAGUUAAGUUUUUAAUGUCCUGCAAGAACCAUAAAACAAUUGCUGCAGCUUAGCCUGUGUAGCCACAUUCCAACAGAAAGGAGUACUAUCUAUAACAGUGGUUCUCAACCUUUCUAAUGCCGUGACCCCAUAAUACAGUUCCCCAUGUUGUGGUGACCCCCAAGUGGGUGUGGCCACCAAUAAGAGGGAGUAGGACAGCUAGGGAAAAGGGAAAAAAAUGGCGGACAGUGUGGUUUGGUGACCCCUGUGAAAUAGUCAUUCGACCCCAAAUGGGGUCCCGACCCACAGGUUGAGAACCACUGAUCUAUAACAUAAUUGAUCCGAGUCAAGAGAAAAUUUUAUCUAGAUCAGGCUCCUGCGAUCUAGCUUCAGAAGUACUAACUCCAGUUUAUCAUCACUAACAGCUCAGAAAAAGAAAAUUCACUGCUGCUUCAUGUAAUGCUAAGUCAUACAGGGAAGGUCCUUUCCUUCAAAUGCUGUUGUUGUUCCUGUUAUUUAGAUUUAACAUUACUGCCCACUCUGCUUGCCCUCUAGUGAGAGGUAGACAAGCAUGCCUUUUCCAUAGCAGCCUCUGCCCUGGGGAACAUCCUUCCCUCCUGGGAUCCAACAAUCCCCCAAUCUUUUAGCCUUCUCAAUAGCCCUAAAGAGCUGGUUCUCCCCACAAACUUUUGGGAUAGGAUGAGAUUGAACACUGGGGAUUAUAGAUGCACUGGAGAGAGUGGUUGAGAUAUUAGGUUUUGAUUUAAAGGGCACUCUUCUGUUUUUAUUAUUUGUUGUGAAUAAUCCAGAAUUGUGCUAUAUAAGAUAGUGGCCACCAUAAGUCUUAUAAGGUAAGUGAGUAAGUAAAUAAGGAUCAUAGUGCCUGAGCUAUGGUGGUGCAGUGGUUAGAAUGCAGUAUUGCAGGGUAAUUCUGCUAAUUCGGCAGUUCAAUCCUGACUGAUUCAAGGUUGACUCAUCCUUCCAUCCUUCCAAGGUUGGUAAAUGUUGGGGGCAAUAUGUUGACUCUGUAAACUGGAGGGCUGUAAAGCACUAUGAAGUGGUAUAUGUCUAAGUACUAUUGCUAUGGCUAUCAUAGUAAUAAUGACUUAAAUUAAUUUUAGAAUAUAAUAUUUUAAUUUUACUAUUAUUUUUCUUUUUUAAAAAAAAUAAUGUGGGCCCUAGGUAUUGUCUUAUUGUUCCGAAUGGUUAAUUCAUGCAGAAUAUCCACUGAGACAGGAAGUAUGUAAGCCUCACAUGCAACUAGAUUUUCUUGAGCCCUCCCUGCAAAUUUAUUUUCUUGAAUUUGCUUUACAUUUCUGUUCUAGCACUUCCAUCUUUGUCUAAUGAUUUCCAAGACAUAUUAAUAUUGAUGCCCUCCUGCUCAUCUGAUGCUUGAUGUUAUGUGCUAAUCCAUGCUUUAUUUAACCAUGAUUUAUAUAAACUAUAAGUGGAGAAUGAAUUACUAAUCACAGUGACUGGGGUAUAAAAAACGCAAAGCCAAAACUAAACAAACUACAGUAUAUCAUGACAAUGUAAAAUGAAUGAAUUUGAUCAGUAAUGUGGGGAAAAUGAUGCCUUUUUAUAAAUAUCAAGCUCAGAAAGAUUAUGUACUAAACUACUGUUGAUGUGAAAGUGGUCAAGAAUGCUCUCUGCUUGCUUCCUGCUUGAACACUUGUGUCAGCCAAGAACAAGUGUGGAAUAGGCAGACUUGGGAAGAAUAAUUCUGAAUAAUUCUGCAAGGAUACAAAUUCCAGUCUCUAUCAAGAAACAUGCAGACUCUUUAAGUGAAAGGUUAUUGUAGGCUCUCUGAACAUUUCCAGGACUUUUGUCCCAAAAAACUACCAUUAGUCAAAUUUCUUGUAAGAAUUCAAGAUGAUGUGUUCAAUUGACUAUAACUUAUUUUUUUGUGUGCAUACAGCUGAAUAUUCAGAUCUGAUUUUUUUUAAUGGCAACUUGUUUUCACUUAUGUUGGCUGCUCUGGAUAACCUGUAUUUGCUCUCUGUCCAUGCAAUUUGGUUUAUGUAUGUUUAGGCUAAAACUGUUAUUUGAAUUGUUUUGCUUCCAUUAUUUAAAUUAUUUGAUGGCCAUAAUGGUACAUGAAAUGAUUCUUUUAAUUUUCCUUAUUUCUAUGUCAUCUAUGAACUAGAGCUAAAGCUCAAUUUAAUUAUUUCAAAUUUCCAGCAUAUAGUUAGAUUCAAUGUAUUUGGAAAAUGUAUAUUCUAUCUUGUUUUCUCUCUAAUUAUUAUGCACACCAAUAUUCUUAUGCGAACCUGGGACAGGGAAAACCAUGGGAAGACAGGAUAUCCCUGGACAUAAAUAAUUUUUCCAUCUAAGAGUCAGUUUGACCUCAGAAUAAAGAUGGACUAAUCUGCCUGGUUUCACAAAAUCCAAGGAAGUGUGGAAAAUGGGAAAAAGUUGUUUUGUUACUGUAAACAAGGUGACAAGGAGAUAGAUUUUCACAACUAUCAGCCCCACAUUGUCAUGCAGAUUUCUCUCCACCCCAUCCUCUGGCAUGCAAAGAUCUGAAAGCCCUAGAAUUUAGGACUAUAUUGGUAUAUAUAUUGUUUCUGCAGUUGUGAUUCAAGACACACAUUUCUAAUUGGAGGGGAACAUCUUUUUGGCCCAGAGAACCUAUGACCUACAGCUGUUAUUUUUCUCUCAUAGCUCACAGGAAUUUAGGUAAACUUGUUUUAUAGCACUUAUUGUGAGCAACAGGAUAUAGAAUGUAUACAGAGCUAAUAUUUGAUUUUUUUUGUCUUACUGGAACUCAGAACAGCUUAUUUGCAUUGGCCAAGAGGUCACUAAUUAGUGCAUUGAAACAAACAGAAACCUAUUUGAUUUCAGCAAAUAUUGCUAACUAUAAAUAUGGUUGCCAUCACAUAAAACAAAAUAUUGAUACUAAAUUGUCUUAUAUAGCAAAAAAAAAUGGGGCUUAGGAGGUAAUUAAACAUUUCCAGCCAACAAUAUAAUCAGUUACAGAAUUUUCUCAUUUAUGUGCUUUAGUCAUGUUUAAAAAUUCCUUUACAUUAGUUAUCUGAAACCUUUAUUUGGGUUAUUUUUUUCAAGAUUUCUGAAAUUUUCUUUUCACUCUUUCCUUAUCAGGAAGGAUAUUAUUUGCAGAACUCCAAGUCUAGCUAAAGUCUUCCAAUAAUAUGGAAUGUUUCUGGGCUUUAGAGGAAUCCUGAAUCUGAAAGAAUGGGGAGAGGGAUGUAAAAUUAAACCAAAGGAACUGUUAUGAAAAUAGCAUAUCUUAUCAAAUUAAAAUUACAAGCAAUACAAGUUUGGACUGUAGAAAACCUUAGAAAUUUCCCUCAUAGAAUGGAAUGAGGUAGCCAUUACCUAUGCUAGUAAUGGAUGGACCAUCCAUCAAUCAGUUCAUAUUUCCCUAGCAACAAUAGUGCCCAUUUUUUGAUCAAUAGUGCCCGGCACCUUUGGAAUAUAUUUUAACUGUUUGCCAAUGAAACUGUAAUUAUUAAUGGAGUCAUGAUUUUUCUGAUUAUAACCCUUUAAAAUCCAAUGCCUUACAACAAAUCUUUUGAAAACUUUAAUCACAAGUGCCCUCUUCUGUAGAAUAAAGUUUUUAAAGAGAUUUCUGUCCUGCAUGUUAAUUGGUGUUAAGGUGACCAACUUUUUUACAAUGAAAAGGAGGACACAAAUAAAUUGAAGAAAAAAAUAUUGUAAAUAAAAGAAACAUUUUAUUCAU
This is a messenger RNA of Crotalus tigris (Tiger rattlesnake), 5955 nucleotides long. RefSeq names its product ETS variant transcription factor 4 (gene ETV4). Gene Ontology annotation, biological process: regulation of transcription by RNA polymerase II; cell differentiation. The record is from RefSeq and is a predicted model, not a curated record. The transcript is spliced from 13 exons. Bases 226 to 1569 code for a protein of 447 amino acids. Gene Ontology annotation, molecular function: DNA-binding transcription factor activity, RNA polymerase II-specific; sequence-specific DNA binding. NCBI's taxonomy places the organism in Eukaryota, Metazoa, Chordata, Lepidosauria, Squamata, Viperidae. Gene Ontology annotation, cellular component: nucleus.